AUGAGGAAUCACUCGCAAGUGAUUGAGUUCAUCCUCCUAGGGCUCACGGACGACCCGGAUUUGCAGGCUGUGAUUCUCCUGUACAUGUCUGUCACCUACGUUCUGAGCAUCACUGGCAACCUGACCAUCAUCACCCUCACUCUACUGGACACCCGCCUUCACACCCCCAUGUACUUCUUCCUGCGCUGCUUCUCCAUCCUGGAGAUCUGCUUCACCUCCUCCUGUAUUCCCAGAUUCUUGGCUACCAUCGUCACCGGGGAUAGGACGAUUUCCUACAAAUGCUGUGCAACUCAACUAUUUUUCCUCAUCCUCUUGGGAGUGACCGAGUUCUUCCUCCUGGCUUCCAUGUCCUACGACUGCUAUGUCGCCAUUUGCCGGCCUCUAUACUACACGACCGCCAUGAGCCAGAAAGUCUGCACCCUGCUGGUUCUCUGCUCCUGUCUGACCGGGUUCCUGGCCAGCUUUCCUCCUGUCAUCCUUGGCCUCCAACUGGACUUCUGUGGCUCCGCAGACAUUGACCACUUCUUCUGUGACGUCUCCCCUCUGCUUCCACUCUCCUGUUCGGACACCGGGUUCCUGGAGCUGAAGGUUUUCAUCUUUGCACUGGGGACACUACUGGUCACCUUGGUGUUAGUGGUCGUGUCCUACACAGCCAUCGCCUGUACCAUCCUGAGACUGUCCUCUACUCAGCAGAAGAGAAAAGACUUUUCCACUUGCUCCACCUACACAGUCGUGGUCUCCAUGACAUACGGCAGCUGCAUCUUUAUGUACAUGAAACCGUCUGCGAAGGACAGGGUGGACAUGACCAAGGGAAUGGCCGUGCUCUACACUACCGUGGUCCCCAUGAUAAACCCCUUCACCAACCCUCUUCGGAACCAGCAGGUCAAAGCAGGCCAUCAGGGACCUGGCAUCGAUGAGUGUGACCCCACAGGAAAUCCAGAAUCAGCGAUGAGAAAUCACACCUCAGUGACCGAGUUCAUCCUCUUGGGGCUGACGGACAAUCCAGACUGGAAGAAUGUCAUCUUCUUAUUCCUGCUACUCAGUUACCUGUUGAGCAUCACGGACAACCUGACUAUCCUCACCCUCAUCCUACUGGACUCCCAUCUGCACACCCCAUUUUUCUUCGUCAUCUUCCUGGGGGAGACGGAAAUCUUCCUCCUGGCUGCCAUGUCCUACUACCGAUAUGUCGGCAACUGCCGACCGCUACAUUACUUGACCAUCAUGAGCCGGAAAGUCUGCACCCUGCUCUUCCUCUGCUCCUGGCUGAUCAGCUUCCUGAUCAUUGUUACAGGCCUCAUCCUGGAUCUCCAGCUGGAUUUCUCUGACUCAAAAGUCAUCAACCAUUUCACCUGUGACACUUCCCAUGCUGGACCUCUCGCGCAUUGA
This is a messenger RNA of Tachyglossus aculeatus (Australian echidna), 1386 nucleotides long. Its product is annotated as olfactory receptor 6C74-like. The record is from RefSeq and is a predicted model, not a curated record. NCBI's taxonomy places the organism in Eukaryota, Metazoa, Chordata, Mammalia, Monotremata, Tachyglossidae. Gene Ontology annotation, molecular function: olfactory receptor activity; G protein-coupled receptor activity. Gene Ontology annotation, cellular component: membrane. The transcript is spliced from 4 exons. Bases 1 to 1386 code for a protein of 461 amino acids. Gene Ontology annotation, biological process: G protein-coupled receptor signaling pathway.